ACCUGAUGCCUUCCUUUAUCCGUCACGGUCCGACCAUUCCAAGACGAACUGACAUCUGCCCUCCCGACUCCACGCCCUCUCCCUACGCCCCUGGAGGAGAUGGAAUUGUCUCCAGGAACCAGAGUUUCCUCCGAACCCCAGUGCAGAGGCCGCCCCACGAAAUAAUGAGGCGGGAGAGCAACAGACUGUCUGCCCCCUCCUAUCUGGCCAGGAGUCUGGCUGAUGUCCCGAGGGAAUACGGCUCUUCCUCCCAGUCCUUCCUGACAGAGGCCAGUCCCGGGCUGGAAAACGGCGACCCCGGAGCCCGGUGUUAUUAUUAUGAUCACUUUUACGAGGCCCAGAGGAGGCGGCAGGUGAGCGACCGAGCCCACGAGGACUACAGGUAUUACGAGCACAACAGUGAGCUUUUCCAGAGGAUGUCCCAGAAUCAUGGGAGGCACACCUCAGGCAUCGGGAGAGUUGCUGCUACAUCUCUAGGAAACUUAACAAAUCAUAGUUCUGAAGAUUUACCUCUCCCUCCUGGCUGGUCAGUGGACUGGACUAUCAGAGGAAGGAAAUACUACAUAGAUCACAACACCAACACCACUCACUGGAGCCACCCUUUGGAGCGGGAGGGGCUCCCGCCGGGCUGGGAGCGCGUGGAGUCCGCGGAAUUCGGGGUCUACUACGUGGAUCACAUCAACAAAAGAGCUCAGUACAAACAUCCCUGUGCUCCCAGGUGAGGCAGACAACCUCCUCCUCUGUGUUUCCAACCCAACUCCGUUUUUGCCUUCAGCCCCCAAAAAACCCCCAAACCCGCCGAUACACCCCAUCUAAACCCUUUUUCCUUCCCCCUCAGGUAUGACCACAUCCUGAAGUGGGAGCUGUUCCAGCUGGCAGACCUGGACACGUACCAGGGGAUGCUGAAGCUGCUGUUCAUGAAGGAGCUGGAGCGGAUCGUGAAGCUGUACGAGGCGUUCCGGCAGGCGCUGCUCACCGAGCUGGAGCACCGCCAGCAGCGCCAGCAGUGGUACGCCCAGCACGGCAAGAACUAUUGAUUGACCCCCCCAUGGACUCUCUCUCUGUAAGGACACUCAACAGCUUUAAAAAAAAAAA
Molecule: messenger RNA, 1095 nt
Organism: Manacus vitellinus (golden-collared manakin)
Lineage: Eukaryota; Metazoa; Chordata; Aves; Passeriformes; Pipridae
Gene: SAV1
Product: salvador family WW domain containing protein 1
Exons: 3
Biological process (GO): apoptotic process; regulation of cell population proliferation; hippo signaling
Molecular function (GO): molecular adaptor activity; protein binding
Source: RefSeq, a predicted model, not a curated record